Molecule: messenger RNA, 1092 nt
Organism: Emys orbicularis (European pond turtle)
Lineage: Eukaryota; Metazoa; Chordata; Testudines; Emydidae
Gene: GPR25
Product: G protein-coupled receptor 25
Exons: 1
Coding region: 1-1092 (363 amino acids)
Biological process (GO): calcium-mediated signaling; G protein-coupled receptor signaling pathway; positive regulation of cytosolic calcium ion concentration
Cellular component (GO): membrane; external side of plasma membrane
Molecular function (GO): C-C chemokine receptor activity; C-C chemokine binding
Source: RefSeq, a predicted model, not a curated record
AUGACAACUGAAGCCUGGACUGUCAGUUAUGAAGCAUCUUCUGCUGUCUACUGGGAUAAUCCCCUCCAAGAUACCUGCCCACCACAGGACCUACCCUACGCUUGUGUCUACAUUCCCAUCCUCUACUUCAUCACUUUCUUCAUUGGCUUCAUUGGCAAUCUCUUGGUGAUUGUGCUGAUGGCCAAGAAGAGAGGCAGCAAGAGGCUGGUGGAUACCUUUGUCCUGAAUCUGGCUGUCGCCGACCUGGUCUUUGUCCUCACCUUGCCUCUCUGGGCAGUGUCAGCAGCUCAUGGUAACAAGUGGUACUUUGGUGAAGGCCUGUGUAAGUUCAGCAGCUUUAUCAUCUCUGUGAAUCGCAGCUCCAGCAUCCUGUUUCUAAUGGGCAUGAGCGUGGAGCGUUACCUGGUGGUCAUGAAGCGUGUGGACUCCAAGUCUACUGGGACCAAGAACUGUCUGAUCAUUGCCUGUGGUUGCAUCUGGGCUGUCUCUCUCCUCCUAGGCAUUCCUUCUCUGAUGUAUCGGAAGCUCAGCCUCUCAGAGGAUACCACUGGUGAAUUGUGCGAGGAUGAGGACUCUGUCGCCUUCCAGGUGCUCAGCCUGGCUUUGCUCAUCUUGACCUUUCUCCUGCCCUUGGGAGUGAUCUUAUUCUGCUAUUGCUCCAUCUCCUUCAAGCUGCUGAACCACAUCAGGCUGGGAAAGGGGACGAAGAACUCCCUCCAGAUCAUCUUCACAAUCAUUGGUGCCUUCAUCUGCUGCUGGCUGCCCUUCAAUGCCUUUAAAGCGUUCCUCUUCUUCUCCUCCAUGUUCCAGGGAGCAGAUCUGUCUUGCUGGGCAUUAAUGGCUCUCAGGAGGGGCCUGACCAUCAGUGCUUGCUUGGCCUUCAUGAACAGCUGCGUAAAUCCCAUCAUCUAUGCCUUGAUGGAUCGCCAUUUCCGACGCCAGGUGCUGCCACAACGGCUCCGGGUCUGUGGUGCUUUCCAGGAGACAAGGCAAACCUCGGGCUUGUCCUUCUCAUCCACUACUGAGUCCAGCCUCAUGUUCGCCAGCCGGAACAAGCCAUCAUCGCCUGCGUCCAUUCAGCCAGAGAUGUAA